Acipenser ruthenus (sterlet) is the source of this 4976-nucleotide messenger RNA. Its product is annotated as fermitin family homolog 1-like. The record is from RefSeq and is a predicted model, not a curated record. The transcript has 15 exons. Gene Ontology annotation, molecular function: integrin binding. NCBI's taxonomy places the organism in Eukaryota, Metazoa, Chordata, Actinopteri, Acipenseriformes, Acipenseridae. Gene Ontology annotation, cellular component: focal adhesion. The coding region runs from base 125 to 2161 and encodes 678 amino acids. Gene Ontology annotation, biological process: cell-matrix adhesion; integrin-mediated signaling pathway.
UGUGUGCUUUAAAUACUGGGCGGGUACUCUGGUCGUGUCUGAACAGCUUGCGGCUCACAGAAAGUCGCUUACUCGACAAGCAGAGAGAGAGAGAGAAUUACUUCUCAGGUUUUCGGCUUACAAAAUGACUACAGCUGCCGAAUAUGGAGCCACUUCUUGGGAGCUCUGUGUGCAAGUGGAGCAUCAGUAUGAAGGCGAACCAAAAGAAUUUAAUAUCCGAGUCACAGGAGACCUCCACAUUGGGGGACUGAUGCUCAAAUUAGUCGAAAAAAUCCAGAUUCCUCAAGACUGGUCAGACUACGCUCUUUGGUGGGAACAGAAGAACUGCUGGCUGUUGAAGACCCACUGGACACUGGACAAAUAUGGAGUGCAGGCUGAUGCUAAUCUUCUCUACACACCUCAGCACAAGGCUCUGCGGCUGCAGCUGCCAAACAUGAAGACUGUAAGGCUGAAGGUCAGCUUCUCCGCUAAGGUUUUCAAGGCCGUCACUGAAAUCUGCAAAACCCUAAAUAUCAGAAGGUCAGAGGAGCUGUCCUUACUGAAGCCACUAGAUGAACCACAGAAAAAGAAGAAGAAGACAAAAGAGAAAAGCAAUGAUCCAAUUAUUGAAGACAUUUUAAAUUUGGACAACACUGCAGUCACACCAGGAACUGCAGCAAGCCCUGGUCUGUACAGUAAAACCAUGACACCUAUAUAUGAUCCAGUCAACGGAACUCCAGCGUCUUCUACUAUGAUGUGGUUCAGUGACAGUCUACUAACAGAACAGAACUGCAAUGUCCUGGCUGUCAGCCAGUCAAACUGCCCACCUGAAAAACUAGCAAAGCUCUACCAGCCACUAUCGUUAGUUGACAAAGCGGCAAUAAAUGCAGGAUGGUUAGAUUCAUCCCGCUCCCUCAUGGAACAAGGCUUUCAGGAGGAGGAUAAACUUCUGUUGCGCUUCAAGUACUUCAGUUUCUUUGACUUGAACCCAAAAUACGAUGCUGUCAGAAUAAACCAACUCUAUGAACAGGCACGGUGGGCAAUACUUUUGGAGGAAAUUGAAUGCACAGAAGAAGAGAUGUUCAUGUUUGCCUCACUGCAGUACCAUAUAAGCAAGAUGUCCAAGUCUUCCGAACCGCAAAGUUAUUCAAAUGAGCCUGACAUAGAUGAAGUAGAAGCUGCCCUAGCUAAUCUAGAAGUGACACUUGAUGGAGCACAUUCAGACAGAAUGCUGGAGGACAUCACUGAUGUACCAAAGCUUUCUGAUUAUCUGAAGCUUUUCAGGCCCAAAAAGCUGACCCUGCGAGCAUAUAAAGAGUACUGGUUUGUUUUUAAAGACACCUCCAUAUCAUACUACAAGAAUAUGGAAUGUGCUCGAGCAGAGCCCAUUGAACAGCUGCACCUAAGAGGUUGUGAAGUUGUACCCGAUGUUAAUGUCUCAAGCAAAAAAUUUGGAAUCAAACUCUUAAUUCCUGUAGCCGAUGGCAUGAAUGAAAUCUACCUGCGAUGUGAAAAUGAGAAUCAGUAUGCCAAAUGGAUGGCUGCAUGCAUGCUGGCUUCCAAAGGGAAAACGAUGGCCUACAGCUCCUACCGAACUGAAGUCCGCAACAUUCAGUCUUUCCUGAAAAUGAAGGACCUAAACUCCGCUCAAGCGCAAGCUGCUCCGAAUCUAGAAGCCAUGGAGAUGAACUCAGAAUGCUUUGUGUCUCCCAGAUACGUGAAAAAGUACAAAAACAAACAGCUAACAGCACGUAUCCUGGAAGCACAUCAGAAUGUCUCACAAAUGUCUCUUGUGGAAGCCAAGAUGCGCUUUAUACAAGCAUGGCAGUCGCUACCUGAGUUUGGCAUCAAAUACUAUAUUGUAAGGUUUCGAGGAUGCAAGAAAGAUGAGCUGUUGGGGAUUUCCUACAACAGAUUAAUAAGGAUAGAUAUGAGUACUUGUCUUCCAAUAAUAACCUGGCGGUUCUCGAACAUGAAGCAAUGGAAUGUAAACUGGGAGAUUCGUCAGGUUGCAAUUGAGUUUGAUCAGAAUGUGUCAAUCGCAUUUGCCUGCCUGAGUUGCGACUGUAAGAUCGUCCACGAGUACAUUGGAGGGUACAUUUUCCUGUCAACCCGAUCCAAGGAUCAAAAUGAAACUUUAGAUGAAGAACUUUUCCAUAAGCUUACAGGAGGCCAAGACUAAGAAUGUGUUACUGUUAGCUUAUUCCAAAUGUAUGAGCACAGUGAAUCCAACGGAGGAUUCCAACCUGCUAUCAAAUCACACUCGUUUUUGAAGAACCAAUUUGGAGUUGGGAAGACCUAGAUGACGACAUUUCUUUGUAAAGCAACAGUUUAAAGCAGAUGUAUAAUAGUACUACUUUAAUCACUGGCCAAUUUAAAUCCAUGUUUUCUGUAACAAAACAAACUCCAGAUGAAACUGACUAAGGAUGCAUUUGGUUUGCUAAAAACAUUUUGAUAUAUGUAAUACACAUAACAGGGUCUGUUCAAAUAUUCAAAUAUUGAAAAUGUUAGUGAUUUAAAGAAUGGCAGCAACAUACAAAGGAUUUUUUGGACAGAUAAAUACAUUUUGAAAGUUUCCUCGUGAAUAAAGUUUUUUCUGAUGAUUUUCCAAGUUGGAAAUGAGUUUACAGAAAUUCUUCAAGUCCCAAGUUCCAGUAAUUAUUUUGUACCUGCUGUGUUUAGAAGAAACGCAUGUCCUGUGUUGUCUGCAUCGAAGUGUCACAUUUUUAAAUUUGUAAUCACAUUUGAGUCAUAUUAGCUGGGGAAUAUCUUUAUAAACAUUUACUAGGGAGUUUGCCAGGAGAAAGAGAGUUUAUCUUCUAAGGAUCACAAUGUAUCCAGAUUAUGCUGCAGUGUGGAGUAGUGGUUAGGGCUCUGGACUCUUGACUGGAGGGUCGUGGGUUCAAUCCCUGGUGGGGCAAACUGCUGCUGUACCCUUGAGCAAGGUACUGUAUAAAUGGGUAAUUGUAUGUAACAAUGUGUAAAACAAUAAAAAUAAAUAAAUAAUAAUAAUGUGAUAUCUUGUAAGUCGCCCUGGAUAAGGGCAUCUGCUAAGAAAUUAAUAAUAAUAAUAAUAAUAAUAAUGCUCCCUCCUGCAACAUUGCUGGAUACACUGCGAUGUUUAGAAGAAAAAAUACUUUCUCCUAGCAAUCAUUCCCAAAAGUUGUAAAAGUAAUCCCCUAGUUCAGGGAUUUUCAACCAGGGGUACGCAGGACACCUCAGAAAUGUACAAAUAUAUUGGAUUAUAUAUUCUCAAAAACACUGUGUGUAAUUAUUUAAUCUUUGCUUAGCAGCUCAAAGUAAACCGCAUAUGAAAAUAAAUAUACAGAAUCUAUCGUGUCCACAUUUUCCACCUGUACGCGUGCGUGAUUUCGAUUGCGUGGCUUUUAUAGAGGUGAAGCAGGCGUCUGCCGAUUGUGCCUAUGGAGAGUGCGCUGUGCUGCUCCUGAUUUUUGCUGUUUGCUGUUUUUGACACAGUUUUUUUUUUUUUUUUUUAAAGAAGUAUAAAUGAUCCGGUAAACAUAAAUAGUAGGCUAAUCACAAUACUCAUACUUCGACGGGUUUUGUUUUAUUUAUUAUCGCGGCUGCAUUUUAGCAACAGCAAUAGAGGCUGAUUAAUUAUGUUGUCUGUGUUUGAAAUGGAUGCAUUUUUUACUUGCAUAACAAACACAAAUAAUUAUGCAGAGGUGGGAAGUAAAUGGUAACGUGAUAAACAUUUACAUUGCAGACUGUUGUAUUAGUAUAAUGAUUUGCCAAAUAGAAAGCACAAGUGUUUCCAAAGAUAUUCCUAAAUACUGUCUUUUAAUUCUGUGCAUCCAAAGAAAUGUUAUUAAGUUUUAAGGAUUAAGCCUACUGUUUUGGAAUUCUGUCUUAAACCAGCAGUUUGUCAGCACCAGACUGUUGUAAAAACUGAUAUAUUAAAUAAACAGGGAAAAAUGUGUUAACCAGAUUAUUCAGCCUCUAAUUGCAAUUCAGUUAGCGAAAAUUGUAAAGAGUACUUUAGCUGAUCACUUCCCGACAGAAGGGGUACAGUUUCAAAAAAAGGUUGAAAAUCCCUGCCCUAGUCGAUUUACUUCUGAUAUUGAAAUAACAGUAUCAAAGCAAUCACGAUUAUGUUGAAAAAUGUAUUGCUGCGAUAUGGACAACACAGGGUAAAGCAAAGGUAAUGUGUUUCUUGUAAACACUGCAGGGGGUUCUUUAAAACUUUAACUAUAUGCAAACAGCAUGAAAAUGUAUUGGUCUUGUUUUUUUAAUAUAUAUAUAAUGUGGUUUUAACACAACACAAGUAUUGAUGUGUAGGCUGUACAAAGGCUAACGUUAUGCUUUCUUGGCUUUAACAACACCUGCUGGAUUUCUGUCAACGUGGCCUGGUUCAUUGUACUUAAUUUUCUUUUAAACCUUCAGAACAAUUAAAAACCUUAAAACCAUGCCUAAUGGAAGAAGCUGGUAAUACCCAGAAUAUGUUAUUUUCACCUGUUAUAAACUACAUUGAAAGGGAUGGGCUUUCUGUUUCUGUAAGUCUAGUUAUGAAGUUAAAUUUAGUAAGAAAAAGUACCAAUAACAUAUUAAUGUUGGUAGAUUUUUAAUAAUGUUCUUUAUCUGUUGCCUUCAAAAUAGGUACACAAAUAAUAUGGGCACGUUACAACAGUAAUGCAGUAUUUUACAUGAAGCCUAUUCCGCACCAAGGUAACUUGGCAUUAUGCAAUCUGCCAGCUUCAUGCUUUGUUAUAUAUUUGACAGCAGCAAUGAAAAGUGUUCUGCUAGAUACAGUACUCCGGUGUUACCUCAAACCCCAUUUGAUACCAGAACCCCAUUUAGAACACUCUUUAUGUUUGGGGACGGGUGUUUUUUUCUACUAGUGCAAGCUGUCAUGUAAGACUACUUCACUGGUUAGAAUAUAAAGAAUAUAAAGUUUGCUUGACAUUUAUGUACUUUGAUUGUAGGUAACAGUUUCUUAGCAGAAAAACAUUUAUGUAAAUAAAUUAAUUAUUAUACAA